Messenger RNA from Triticum aestivum (bread wheat), 761 nucleotides. Its product is annotated as zinc finger protein KNUCKLES-like. The transcript has a single exon. Gene Ontology annotation, molecular function: DNA-binding transcription factor activity. The record is from RefSeq and is a predicted model, not a curated record. Bases 88 to 603 code for a protein of 171 amino acids. NCBI's taxonomy places the organism in Eukaryota, Viridiplantae, Streptophyta, Magnoliopsida, Poales, Poaceae.
UUUCCCACUCGUCCUCCUCCAUUUCUAGUUACAGAGAAGCGCCGCCCCUCAACUUCUUAAUAGCCAUCUUCUGUUCUGGCGUGCUCCAUGGAGAAGGCCACGCCGCCGUGGUUCCAUGUGCUGGCGGCGGCAGCCGACGUGCCGCUAUCGUUGGCGCUGGAGCUGGGCGACCAAAACCGGGACGAGGCGUUACCCACGGCAGACGUGAACGGCAAGACAGUGCGGCUGUUCGAGUGCCUCUUCUGCAACAAGACGUUCCUCAAGCCGCAGGCGCUCGGCGGCCAUCAGAACGCGCACCGCAGUGAACGCGCCGCCGGCUCCAGAAACCCCUACCACGACGGCCCAAUCGGAGGCGCCGCGUCCACGGGGCGGCGGUGGGACUCUGGCACGGGCCGGUCUAUGCAUUGCACGUCCAUCGCUUCGCACGGCGGUGCCACGGCGGCGCCCCACAGGCCCGUCGUUCUACGCUUGCCCGAGAACGCGCUUCACCUCCACUGGUUCCCCAGCCGCGACGGCGAGGUGGGCACUCUCAGCUUGUCAAGGGCCUCCGUCCCAAGCGGCGCUGGCAAGCCGCUGGACCUCGACCUCGAACUACGCCUCUAGCGUGGUCUGCUUGUUGGUGCCAUUCUUAUCUCACAGGUGAUUAUUUCUCAUUUGAGGCAAAUUCCCAUGCACUGAUAUGAACUAAAAGCUCUUUCUUCUUUUAGAAAGCUACGGCUAGCCAGAACCAAUUUUUCCUUGGUGAAUCAAAAUUUAUGUGC